UUGAUUUUUUUAUUCACUUAUUUUCAAUUCUUUGAAGUUGGUCGAGGGAUUUAAUAAUACAUUAAUACUCCCAUUUUUAUGUAAAAGUCUACACUCCAGAGAGAAUAGAAUGUGGGUAUGCUUCCUCUUUUCUAUAUUUAAAUGUGGGUUUUUUGGGUUGCGAAUGUUGGACCCUGCAUGCAGACUGAAAAUCUGAUUAUUUGAGUUCUUUCUCUUUUGGGCUUUUUCUUAUUGAUCUGAUUGAAUGUGGGUUUCAUGCAAUUUUAUGCUGUCGAUUGAAGAAGUUUUUGGCAUUGAUUUCUAUAAAAUUGAUAUAAGAGAGCGAUUAGAGAGAAAAGGAGCUGUAGAAUGGUGACUCAGGCAAUGGGAUCUCAGAGCGGUUGUGUUAACCGAGCCCAAAUCCAAACUCAAGAGCCGAAAUCGAAUUCAUUGGCUAGCCAGGGAUCAUUGUAUAGCCUCACUCUUGAUGAGGUGCAAAAUCAAUUGGGAGAUUUAGGAAAACCAUUGAGUAGUAUGAACCUCGAUGAGCUUCUUAAGACAGUGUGGAGUGCUGAAGCUAAUAAUCAAGCAGUGGAAGGCAUUGGUUAUGGGCCCAACGAGCAGCAGCCUGGUCAGCGGAUGUCGUCCUCGUUGAAUCAACAGUCGAGCCCCACGCUGUUGAGGGAUCUGAGCAAGAAGACUGUUGACGAGGUGUGGCAGGAUAUUCAACAGGGACAGAAGAAGAAUAACCUUGACAGGAAAGCUACUCUUGGAGAGAUAACAUUGGAGGAUUUCUUGGUUAAGGCAGGAAUUGUAGCUGAGUCGUCCCCUGGGAAGAAAAGUUUGGGCUCAGCGGUCAGACCUGUUGAUCCAAUGGCAUUGCCACAGCAAGUUCAGUGGACACAUUAUCAGUUCCCUUCGAAUAAUCCACAGCAGCAACAGCAACAGAACAUGCUGCCUGUAUUUAUCCCGGGCCACUCACUUCAACAGCCUAUUCCUAUCGGUGGAAACUCGAUGUUGGAUAUAGCUUAUCCUGAGACCCAAAUAACCAUGUCUCCGUCCACUUUAAGGGGAACUUUAUCGGACACACAGACACCUGGAAGAAAGAGGGUUGCUUCUGAUGGUAUGGUUGAAAAAAGUGUCGAAAGGAGGCAGAAGAGAAUGAUCAAGAACAGGGAGUCGGCUGCAAGGUCUCGAGCAAGGAAGCAGGCUUACACCCAUGAGCUGGAGAACAAGGUUUCACGUCUGGAAGAGGAGAAUGAACGGCUUCGGAGACUGAAGGAACUGGAGAAGGUGUUACCUAGUAUACCGCCACCAGAACCCAAGUAUCACCUGCGCAGAACGCGCUCGGGCCCUUUCUAGGCAAUGUGCAUUUACUAUGUUAUGUCAUCUUAAUGAUUAUGUACCAGUGGUAGUUAAACUUUUCGAGUGAACCCUUUUCUUGUUUGUACAUUUUUUAGUUGCGACUUGAAAUUUGAGACCGAUUUUAUUUGGAUGCAUUUCUGUCCUCGAUUUUGGCCUUUAAGAUGGACAUUUUAUUAUUAUUAUUAU
Messenger RNA from Olea europaea var. sylvestris, 1530 nucleotides. Its product is annotated as ABSCISIC ACID-INSENSITIVE 5-like protein 2. Gene Ontology annotation, biological process: positive regulation of DNA-templated transcription. The transcript has 5 exons. Gene Ontology annotation, cellular component: nucleus. Gene Ontology annotation, molecular function: DNA-binding transcription factor activity. The coding region runs from base 349 to 1341 and encodes 330 amino acids. Lineage: Eukaryota; Viridiplantae; Streptophyta; Magnoliopsida; Lamiales; Oleaceae. The record is from RefSeq and is a predicted model, not a curated record.